Messenger RNA from Lachnellula hyalina, 1551 nucleotides. RefSeq names its product V-type proton ATPase subunit B (gene vma-2). The record is from RefSeq and is a predicted model, not a curated record. Gene Ontology annotation, biological process: ATP metabolic process; proton transmembrane transport. Gene Ontology annotation, molecular function: ATP binding; proton-transporting ATPase activity, rotational mechanism. Gene Ontology annotation, cellular component: proton-transporting V-type ATPase, V1 domain. The transcript is spliced from 7 exons. Lineage: Eukaryota; Fungi; Ascomycota; Leotiomycetes; Helotiales; Lachnaceae. Bases 1 to 1551 code for a protein of 516 amino acids.
AUGGGAGACCCACGAGAAUCAUCAUCGUAUAACGUUACGCCAAGAAUCCGAUACAACACCAUUGGAGGCGUGAACGGUCCUUUAGUCAUUCUCGAGAAUGUCAAAUUCCCUAGAUACAAUGAGAUUGUUACCCUGACCCUGCCUGAUGGCACCCAGAGAUCUGGGCAAGUGUUGGAAGCUAGAGGAAACCGUGCUGUUGUGCAGGUGUUCGAAGGCACAUCUGGCAUUGAUGUCAAGAAGUCCAAGGUCGAGUUCACAGGACACAGUCUGAAGCUUGGUGUCUCCGAGGACAUGUUGGGUCGUAUCUUCGAUGGAUCAGGAAGAGCAAUUGACAAGGGACCCAAAGUGUUGGCAGAGGACUAUUUGGACAUCAACGGAAGUCCUAUUAACCCAUAUUCUCGAGUCUACCCCGAAGAAAUGAUCUCCACCGGUAUUUCUGCCAUCGAUACGAUGAACUCCAUUGCCCGUGGACAGAAGAUCCCCAUCUUCUCCGCCGCCGGUCUGCCACAUAACGAAAUUGCGGCCCAGAUUUGUCGACAGGCCGGUUUGGUCCAAAAGCAGGGUGUCACGAACAAGGGUACACAUGAUGGGCAUGAGGAGAACUUCUCAAUUGUUUUCGCAGCUAUGGGUGUCAACUUGGAGACGGCUCGUUUCUUCACAAGAGAUUUCGAAGAGAAUGGCAGUCUGGAACGUGUCACUCUGUUCUUGAACUUGGCUAAUGAUCCUACUAUCGAACGCAUUAUUACCCCUCGUCUUGCCCUCACCACCGCCGAAUACUAUGCAUACCAGUUGGAGAAACACGUUCUGGUCAUUCUUACCGAUUUAACGGCAUAUUGCGAUGCCCUACGUGAAGUCUCAGCUGCCCGUGAAGAAGUGCCAGGUCGACGUGGUUAUCCCGGUUACAUGUACACGGAUUUGUCGACCAUUUAUGAACGUGCCGGUCGUGUACAUGGACGAAACGGUUCCAUCACCCAAAUUCCCAUCUUGACUAUGCCCAACGACGAUAUCACCCACCCAAUUCCAGAUUUGACUGGUUACAUUACGGAGGGACAAAUAUUCAUCGAUCGUCAACUUUACAAUCGUGGUAUCUACCCACCCAUCAACGUCUUGCCAUCGCUCUCUCGUCUCAUGAAGUCUGCUAUUGGUGAGGGACACACGAGAAAGGACCACGGUGAUGUAUCUAACCAGUUGUAUGCCAAAUAUGCUAUUGGUCGUGAUGCAGCCUCGAUGAAGGCAGUCGUUGGAGAGGAAGCUUUGUCGUCGGAAGACAAGCUCUCUCUCGAAUUCUUGGAGAAGUUUGAACGUACCUUCAUCUCGCAGUCAGCAUAUGAAUCGCGAACUAUUUACGAAUCUCUGGAUCAAGCAUGGUCACUGCUACGUAUCUACCCCAAGGAAUUGCUCAACCGUAUUCCAGCCAAGGUGUUAGCGGAGUUCUAUCAACGAUCGGCUGCUGAUCGCAAGGGUAAGGGACGGGCUGGAAAGGACACCAAGGACAACAGUGAGGAGUCGAAGGCGGCGAAUGGACAUGGAGAGAACCUGAUUGACGCAUGA